UGGCUGCUUCCCGGCCUGUCACCAGGAAGUGGGAUGGCCCGCCUGCCACGCCCAGCCCUGGGUGCUCCAGCUGGGCCAUAGCCUGGUACUGCCGCUGCGCCCGCCAUGGUGUCCCGGGACCAGGCUCACCUGGGCCCCAAGUAUGUGGGCCUCUGGGACUUCAAGGCCCGGACGGACGAGGAGCUGAGCUUCCGAGCGGGGGAUGUCUUCCACGUGGCCAGGAAGGAGGAGCAGUGGUGGUGGGCCACGCUGCUGGACGAGGCGGGCGGGGCCGUGGCCCAGGGAUAUGUGCCCCACAGCUACCUGGCUGAGAGGGAGACGGUGGAGUCGGAACCGUGGUUCUUUGGCUGCAUCUCCCGCUCAGAAGCUGUGCAUCGGCUGCAGGCCGAGGGCAACGCUGCGGGCGCCUUCCUGAUCAGGGUCAGCGAGAAGCCGAGCGCGGACUACGUCCUGUCAGUGCGGGACACGCAGGCUGUGCGGCACUACAAGAUCUGGCGGCGUGCCGGGGGCCGGCUGCACCUGAACGAGGCGGUGUCCUUCCUCAGCCUGCCCGAGCUUGUGAACUACCAUAGGGUCCAGAGCCUGUCCCACGGCCUGCGGCUGGCCGCACCCUGCCGGAAGCACGAGCCUGAGCCCCUGCCCCACUGGGAUGACUGGGAGAGGCCAAGGGAGGAGUUCACGCUCUGCAGGAAGCUGGGGUCCGGCUACUCCGGGGAGGUCUUUGAAGGCCUCUGGAAAGACCGGGUCCAGGUGGCUAUUAAGGUGAUUUGUCGAGACAACCUCCUGCACCAGCAGACGCUGCAGUCGGAGAUCCAGGCCAUGAAGAAGCUGCGGCACAAACACAUCCUGGCGCUGUACGCCGUGGUGUCCGUGGGGGACCCCGUGUACAUCAUCACGGAGCUCAUGGCCAAGGGCAGCCUGCUGGAGCUGCUCCGCGACUCUGAUGAGAAAGUCCUGCCCGUUUCGGAGCUGCUGGACAUCGCCUGGCAGGUGGCUGAGGGCAUGUGUUACCUGGAGUCGCAGAAUUACAUCCACCGGGACCUGGCUGCCAGGAACAUCCUCGUCGGGGAAAACACCCUCUGCAAAGUUGGGGACUUCGGGUUAGCCAGGCUUAUCAAGGAGGAAGUCUACCUCUCCCAUGACCACAAUGUCCCCUACAAGUGGACGGCCCCCGAGGCGCUCUCCCGAGGCCAUUACUCCACCAAAUCCGACGUCUGGUCCUUUGGGAUUCUCCUGCAUGAGAUUUUCAGCAGGGGUCAGGUGCCCUACCCAGGCAUGUCCAACCACGAGGCCUUCCUGAGGGUGGACGCCGGCUACCGCAUGCCCUGCCCUCUGGAGUGCCCGCCCAGCAUGCACAAGCUGAUGCUGACAUGCUGGUACAGGGACCCCGAGCAGAGACCCUGCUUCAAGGCCCUGCGGGAGAGGCUCUCCAACUUCACCAGCUACGAGAACCCGACCUGAGCUUCUGUGGAGCGGGCACGGCCGGCCCUGCUGAGGAGGGGCCUGGGCAGAGGGCCUGGACCUGGGAUCAAGGCCCACGCGCUGCCCUGGGGUUUACUGAGGUGAUGGGGGCAGGAAAGGUUCACAAACGUGGAGUGUCUGCGUCCAAUACACGCGUGUGCUCCUCUCGUUAGCCCGUCGUGUGAAACGUGGAGUGUCUGCGUCCAAUACACGCGUGUGCUCCUCUCGUUACCCCGUCGUGUGUGCCUUGGGUCUCCGCUGCUGACAGGCAGCCUGCUCCAGAGUCUGCAGAUGAGAUCUCGGGAGACUGACAAGAAGCCAGCAGAGCUUCUAGGUAACAGGAAACUCUUCUGGAAGCCCUGGGGGCAUCGGCUCCAUCAGCUCUGCCCACUCCCUGCUGGACCUUCCUGGCGUCCGUGGGAGCUUCCGAUGGCCUCUCCUCUGAGCCCUUCUCUCCAUCUGCUUCCGCUCCUCCUUCCUCCUUUUGCUAGCCUUGUUCUCCUCUCUGGCCCCCUCGAGUCCUCACGAUGUCCCCUUCCUGCAUGGCUCUGACACCCGUGUCCACCGCACCAGAACUCUCCCUUCCCACGUCGGCCCGGGCACGGGGACUUCAGGGCUUCCUGUUCCCAAGAAGCAACUGCCUGAGGCUGGGAAGGCUGAGCUAGAUUGUGGCUCCUGAAGCUCUCCCGGUCGCUCCCAGAAACGAGUCCACGGCCUCCUCAAGGUUGACCUCUGACCUUAAACAUGUCCCCAGACUCCUUCUGAGAACACGGUUUUUUCUCUGUGCCUUCGAGAUGUAAAUUUUCUACCUCGUCUCUUGUAAAACCUGAACCAUCUUUUUGAAAAUACAAACUUCAGGGAGAUGACUGUCCUCGGGGUGGUGGGGGGAGAUUAUUGAAAACUGGGCCAAUAAAAAAACGUAGAAGUCUUUUCCACAAAUAUUAGUAAAAAGCUUUAGCCAUCUGA
Molecule: messenger RNA, 2427 nt
Organism: Nomascus leucogenys (northern white-cheeked gibbon)
Lineage: Eukaryota; Metazoa; Chordata; Mammalia; Primates; Hylobatidae
Source: RefSeq, a predicted model, not a curated record